Molecule: messenger RNA, 3352 nt
Organism: Melospiza georgiana
Lineage: Eukaryota; Metazoa; Chordata; Aves; Passeriformes; Passerellidae
Gene: VEGFA
Product: vascular endothelial growth factor A
Exons: 8
Coding region: 52-702 (216 amino acids)
Biological process (GO): positive regulation of protein phosphorylation; sprouting angiogenesis; positive regulation of mast cell chemotaxis
Cellular component (GO): membrane
Molecular function (GO): heparin binding; chemoattractant activity; vascular endothelial growth factor receptor 1 binding
Source: RefSeq, a predicted model, not a curated record
GCGGCGAGGCGGAGCACGGCGGGCCCCGCUUCGCGGCGUGCGCCGGCAACCAUGAACUUUCUGCUCACUUGGAUCCGCUGGGGGCUGGCGGCGCUGCUCUAUCUGCAGAGCGCGGAGUUGUCGAAGGCUGCGCCUGCCCUGGGGGAUGGGGAGCGGAAACCCAAUGAAGUUAUCAAAUUCCUGGAAGUCUACGAGCGCAGCUUCUGCAGGACUAUUGAGACCCUGGUGGACAUUUUCCAGGAGUACCCUGAUGAGGUGGAGUACAUAUUCAAGCCAUCCUGUGUGCCUCUGAUGAGAUGUGCGGGUUGCUGCGGCGAUGAGGGCCUAGAAUGUGUCCCUGUGGAUGUGUACAACGUCACAAUGGAGGUCAUAAGAAUUAAACCCCAUCAGAGUCAGCACAUAUCACAAAUGAGCUUCUUACAGCACAGUAAAUGUGAAUGCAGACCAAAGAAAGAUGUCAAAAACAAACAAGAAAAAAAAUCAAAACGAGGAAGGGGGAAGGGUCAAAAGAGAAAGCGCAAGAAAGGCCGGUACAAACCACUCAGCUUUCACUGUGAGCCUUGCUCAGAGAGGAGAAAGCACUUGUUUGUACAAGAUCCCCAGACCUGUAAAUGUUCCUGCAAAUUCACAGACUCACGUUGCAAGUCGAGGCAGCUUGAGUUAAACGAGCGCACUUGCAGAUGUGAAAAACCGAGACGGUGAGCAGCGGAAAAGAAGGGGAAACAGCCCUGUUUCUGGAGCCUGAUUUCUCGCCUGGACAGAAUAAAACAAACAAAACACUAAUCCAAAUGAACCCUAAAAAUGAAGGAUCGGUAGAGCACAGCACUUUCAGUACGGACGAUGGACUCCGGAAGGAACAUUCCCCAAGGCACCCGCCGCACAGAAUUCACCUUUGGGUUUUGAACUGUUUUAUUUUAUUUUUCUUUUUAUGCUGCUAAAUAACAGAGCCAGGAAGACUUAUAGGGGUGUAUUUGAUGGGUUUUCCCAUGCAUACAUAUAUAUGUGUGUAUACAUGCAUAUACAUAUAUAUAUAUGUAUAUAUAUUUUAACCACAUCUAUAUAUACAUAUAUGUAUAUCUUAACCACACACACACACACACACACAUAUAUAUAUAAUAUAUAUAUAUAUAUACUGAUUAUUUUUUUUAACAUUGCUAAUGUUAUUGGUGUCUUCACUGGAUAAUACUCGACUGCUGUGGACACAAGCGGGCUACUUGGGGCAUAAGAAACAAGCUAAGACUGGACUUGAGUAGAAGCGCUGGGUGUAAACUUCUUAACUCCAACUGACUUGUGCGGCCUCCGCUGUUUCUCUGUAGAGUGUGCUGUACCACAAACCACCUUCUCCUUGCCUGGGACAGGGAGGAGAGGUGAUGGAGAGGAUUGGCAGGGAGUUCCAAAGAGCGGCAUCCUAGGGUGCGAUGGGUCAAAGGCCAAGGAAAUGGCCAUCUCCGUGAUCAAGGAUUCCUCCUCCCCUCUCUUCCCCCAACCUUCGCCCUUACUCGUCUCAUAACCUGCCUGCCUUGCCAGGACAUGGGAUGUCAGUGUACAUUUUGCGUUGACUUUAUUCGCUGUAGAACCUUUGCCAGAGAGUCAUGCUGGCUUCUCUUAAGGAUGGUGGGCAGCAGAUGCACACUGACUUUCUGUUCAAGGAAUUAUCACAGGAGUCUAGAUUUCCUGCCCUUGGUGGCUGCAGAAGGACACAAGGUCUACAGUGUGCUGAAGCAAGAAUGGGGACCGGUGCAUAGCCACACAGUUGUUCAGCACUGUCUGCUUUCUUCAUGCACAGAGCUGCCACUCAAGAGCAUCCAAGAUGCUUAUGGAACAUUUCUGGAAAGGGAUAUUAAUCAGAAGUAUAUACACAGUAGUGGGGGUGUGUGUGUAUGUAUGUGAAUGUAUGCAUUUGUAUGUAUGUAUGUAUGUAUGUAUGUAUGUAUGUGUUUUUCUCUCUUUUUUAUAUAUAUAUAUUUAUUUUUAUACAUAUAUAUAUAUAAAAAAUAAUAUAUAUGUAUGCCAAGAUUGAAGGGGGGAGAAAAGAAAGCAACUUUUGCUGCCUUCAGUUUGCGUGCCCAGUAUGAACGACCCUUAAGAACGUCAAGUUUUUUUUUUUAAUGACGUACUGUAAAUAUCAGGCCCCUUUUCCAUGUCUUGGGCUGGGGAACCAAAUGUGAGGACAGCUGGAGUCCCUUAGCUGUGUCGUGAGGUUCUUGGCUAUGUGUGUAUCUGCAGUGUAGGCUGUGGUGUACAUGAAACCCACCUUACACACGCGCGCACACACACACACCCCCCUGAAAGUGUGUUUGUACAUCUAUGUGGAUAUAUAUAAUCUAGUUCUGUGAUUAAAAUUAUUAUUAAUAAUAAUAAUAAUCAAAAAGGUACUCGGUCUGUGUCAGAAUGCUGCCAAACAUCAUCUGCAAUUGAAUUUUCAACGCCUGAUAAUGUACAACACGGAAAGCUUCCAAAAAGACAAGACAGUCUAAAAACAGACUCACAACAAGCGACUACUAACCACUAGGAUCUCCCCAUCCGACUGAUGGCUUUCAGAAGGAGAGAAAACACACGGGUGGGUGCUUGCAUCUGCAAUGUAGAAUACUCAUGCUGCAUUGUGUGCAAGACAGAGGCUUCCGAUCGGGGGAGGGAAGAGAAAGUGUUUUAUAUACUUAUUUAAUAUCCCUUUUUAAAUUAGAAAUUAAACAGAUAAUUUAAUUAAAGAGUAGGGAUUUUUCAGUAUUCUUUGUUAAUAUUUAAUUUCAACUAUUUAUAAGCCGUACCUCCUUUUUUUUUCUUUUUUUUCUUUUUUUUUUUUUUUUUUUUUUUUGUACUGGUUGUGUAUAAAUUUAACCUUCCUGUUGUCCCAUCCCGUCUCUCCCCAAUUGUUGGCAGAGUCAGUAGCAUGUUAUGGGCAGUUAUUUAAUUAAUUUCUCUAACACCUACCCCUACACAUUCCUAUUGAGGCAACGGUUAGAUAUACAUCUACAUACUAUAUAUAUAUAUUUGGCUAUGUGUUUGUAUAUAUAUAUAUGUUUAUGUAUAUGUGUGAUUCGGAUUAAAUAGACACUACAAUUUUUUUAUAUGUGUAAAAAGAAGAAACAGGAAAAAAUAGAAAAUUCUACAUCUUGAAUCUCUCUCCUUUUUAAUUUUAAUAUUUGUUAUCAUUUUAUUUAUUGGUGCUACUGUUUAUCUGUAAUAAUUGCGGGGAAAAAAGAUAUUAACACUACAUAUUGUGUCUAGUGAAUUUUUUCAAGAUAUUCCUUAGUACAUAUUUAUUUUUAAACAAAGAAAUUACAGAUAUAUCUUAAAACAACAACGACGACGACAAACAAACUUUUUUUUGUAUUAAAGAAUUUAAUUCUGA